This is a messenger RNA of Hyposmocoma kahamanoa, 1986 nucleotides long. Its product is annotated as piggyBac transposable element-derived protein 4-like. The transcript has a single exon. The record is from RefSeq and is a predicted model, not a curated record. NCBI's taxonomy places the organism in Eukaryota, Metazoa, Arthropoda, Insecta, Lepidoptera, Cosmopterigidae. Bases 1 to 1986 code for a protein of 661 amino acids.
AUGAAACGCUCAAAAUCCCGAGGUAAACCGAUUUCCCAAUAUACGUCGGAAGAAAUAUGGAAAGUUUUAGAAGAAAGUGAUGGUGAAGAUCAUCUUAUGGAGGAAUUAGAGGAUUCAAACAUGUGCGAUGAGAUGUCUCCACCUUGUGGCACAGAGACUAUUGAUAGUAUAAGAGACUUCAUCAAUCAUGAUUAUUGUGAAGUGCCUGCAUUGCUUGCAGGAGAUUCUGUUGUUUUUGAACAACCCAGUAUGUCAUCGCCAGUACCAGCUUUGCCGCCAUUGUUUGAAAUUGAUGAGCCUGUGUUGCCAGUUCCAAAUAUUAUGUCCGAGGUUCGACAGCCUACAGUAUUGCCAGUGCCAAGAGUCACGUCAGAGGUUCGACAGCUUCCAGUGUUGUCAGUGCCCAGAGUUAUAUCUGGCCUUCGAGAAUCUGCAUUGCUGCCAUUGCCUAGGAAUGAGGAAACUACCAUACUGCCAUCUAGAGUUGAAUUAAGCUUGCAAACGGCGUGGAAUUCUAACGUAAGGCCUUUAGAAAAGGAAGUUUUUACUGGCUAUGACCAAUUAAAGAAGCAAAUAAUUUUUUUUUCGGCUGAUUCUGAUUUAUGGACCAUAUUUUGUUCAAUUAUAGAUGAUGAAAUAAUUGAUUUCAUGGUUUAUCACACAAACAUUUAUGCAGCACAGUUACUGCAACUACGCACGCUAAAGCAGAAUUCUCGUCAAAAAAGAUGGAAGGAUGUUACUGCCAAAGAAAUGCGAAAAUUUAUUGGUGUAUAUUUACUGACAGGAGUGAUCGAUUUUCCCACUACAGAGUGUUAUUGGAAAAAGACCAGAUUGUAUUACCAUCCACUUCUUCACGAGAUUUCAAUGACAUAUGACAGAUUCUGCCUUAUUCUAAGAUGUUGGCAUUUUGUUGACAAUAGAAGUCAACAUUGUGGACGACUUUACAAAAUACAACCACUUAUAGAUAAAGUCAUUCAUACCUCUCGGAAAAUAUUCACUCCAGGAGACACUAUUGCAGUAGACGAGUCGAUGGUUGGCUUUAGAGGGAAAUUGAAUAUUCGUACAUACAACCCCCAGAAAAGUGACAAAUAUGGCAUGAAAAUAUAUAUAUUAUGUACUGAUACGGGUUACACCUGGAGUUACAAAGUUUACUCAGGGGAAGAUCAAAUAAUUGAAGGUCUGGACAAACCGGGUUCAGUGGUUAUUACUUUAGCUGAAGACUUGUUGAACGAAGGCAGGUUAUUAGUAACGGACAAUUACUAUACCAGUGUGUCUCUAGCCAGAUACCUAAAACAACAGAAAACAGAUUUUUGUGGUACUGUCCGGAAAAACAGACGAAAUCUUCCCGCAGAAGUAAUAAAUGCACAGCUAAAAAAAGGUGAAAUAGCUGCCAGUCAAAAUGAAUGCAUGACUGUAUUGAAAUGGAAAGACCAGCGAGAUGUUUUGGUUUUAUCAACAUGUCAUGAUCAUCAAAUGGCAAUGUCCACUGGUUUCAGGCCAAUCAUGAAACCUAAAAUUGUAUUAGAUUACAAUCGCGGCAAGAAGGGCAUUGAUAUAGCUGAUCAGCUCGCAAGUUACAAUUCGCCCGUUCGGAAAACUUGUUUUUGGUAUAAAAAAAUUGCGGGUGAUCUGAUGUCGGUAGCUGUUGUAAAUGCAAUUUUGAUCUACAAGGACCUCCAUCGAAAUAAUAAAAUGACACUGCUGACAGGUCAUGAAAUAAUUAUCAGUCAUCUCCUGGAAAUUCAAGAUGCUGAGCUGUUAGCUGGGCCAUCAAUGACAUCUAACUUGUCCCGCCAUGAAUUGACCAAAAUCCCACGCCGAUGUGCUACCAAAAUUUCCAGAAAGCGUUGUGUUGGUUGCUACAAAAUUAUGACUGAACAAGGCAACACACCUACAGAAGCUCGUAGAAAGGCAAAGCAAACGGACACCGAAUGUUUGAUGUGUAAAAAAGCAUUGUGCCUUCAUUGCUACAAUGCUAGCCAUUAA